Anthonomus grandis grandis is the source of this 927-nucleotide messenger RNA. RefSeq names its product endoglucanase-like. Bases 44 to 721 code for a protein of 225 amino acids. Gene Ontology annotation, biological process: carbohydrate metabolic process. NCBI's taxonomy places the organism in Eukaryota, Metazoa, Arthropoda, Insecta, Coleoptera, Curculionidae. Gene Ontology annotation, molecular function: cellulase activity. The transcript is spliced from 4 exons. The record is from RefSeq and is a predicted model, not a curated record.
AAAACAGUCUUCAGUAAACUGAAAAGUUUCAUUUAGGUUCCACAUGGGCGCGGAAGUUUCACCAGAUAUUGUCCCCGUGGUUGGAGGGAUGAGCGGCGACGGUAUUACCACGCGAUACUGGGACUGCAGUAAGCCUUCUUGCAGCUGGUACGAGAACUUACCUGCUGAUAAAACGAACCCCGCAAGGUCAUGCGCUAUCGACGGUAACACCACCGUGAGCCCCCAUUACCAGUCAAGUUGCGAGCCAGGGGCGGAGCCGCCGGUUGCCUUUAUGUGUAACGAUCAGCAGCCCUGGAUCGUGAACUCCACCCUCAGUUACGGAUUUGCCGCUGCGAGUUUUUCAGGCGGAAAUGACUCGAGUCGUUGUUGCACCUGUAUACUUCUCUCGUUCAAAGGUCAACUGGCGGGCAAACAGCAUUUAAUCCAGAUUACGAACACCGGAGGCGAUUUGACUCAGAAUCAGUUCGAUUUGUCCAAUCCUGGGGGUGGAGUGGGCAUCUGUUUAGUAUCCUGCGCCGAGAUGUGGGGCUGUCCCUCCACCGGAUGGGGCGAACAGUAUGGAGGGAUUUCCACUUUGGAGGAGUGUGCGGAACUUCCGGAAGUACUUCAACCCGGUUGCAGGUGGCGUUGGGAGUUUAUGGAGGGUAUUCCCAAUCCGGACGUCAGCUUUCAGGAAGUGGAGUGUCCACAAGAAAUCGUCGAUAUAUCGGGUUGCUAUUAAGGCUGAGACACAUUAGUUUUAAGUCUUAAAAAACCGAUUUGUUCAAUUUUAUAAUUUAGGUUUUAGAAUGCCACCAAUGAGAACAUCGUCAUUUGACAUAUGACUUUUUCAAUUUAAAACUAUUUCUGAUAACUAGUUUUGAUUAUUUUAGGGCCCUAAAACUAUCUUAUCUCGAUAAUUAAAUAGUUGAGGUUUAUUAAAAUGAA